Molecule: messenger RNA, 1920 nt
Organism: Plectropomus leopardus (leopard coralgrouper)
Lineage: Eukaryota; Metazoa; Chordata; Actinopteri; Perciformes; Serranidae
Product: basic helix-loop-helix transcription factor scleraxis-like
Biological process (GO): regulation of transcription by RNA polymerase II; developmental process
Molecular function (GO): DNA-binding transcription factor activity, RNA polymerase II-specific; protein dimerization activity; RNA polymerase II transcription regulatory region sequence-specific DNA binding
Source: RefSeq, a predicted model, not a curated record
AGAGGCAGGGAGAGAGACGGACGUGGAGAGAGGCUGAGAGAGAGAGAGAGAGAGAGAGAGAGAUCAACCAAGUCAAACUGCUGCCACAGGCUGGGAGUAGAUUUUGCUGUUGGGAUUGAAACAUACAAAUAAAAACAAAGGAUCAAGACAAAGGUUUAGAGAAGACAAAAGAGGACAGAAUCAACAACCAUUUGACUCCAACAUGCCAUUUUAAAUUUGGUUUUCUUACAAAGGAUUAACAGAGAGAAGAAUUGACCUUUGGGAUGUGAAGUGUUUUUGUAUAAACCGAGAGAGAAAAACGCUGCAGCUCUGUGGUCAAGUUGGUCUGGACCACUGACAAAGGACUAUCUCUGCAUCAUAAGGGCGACAUCUGACUUACUCGGUUUAACAGAGUUUGCAUAGAAGAAGAGAAGUUGGAGGUUAAGUAACAAUUUAAGGGGUGCGUGUCUACACAAUUAGAUAAUUAGAUAGAUAAUUAGCUUCUGAUAAUAAACUUUCAAAAGUUGAACCUCAACAAGUGGAAGACACUCGUGGAUUGACCAGCAGCUUACGCAGCGUUGUUACGGUGAAGAUGACAUUCGCCAUGCUGCGCACGGCGCCUCCAGCAGGCCGCUUCUUGUACGGCGACAUUGCCCUCCUCUCCGAAGACGAGGAGGAGAACGGAAGCGAGGGGUCAGGCUCCGAGGAGCGUACCACCAACUCCUCCAACUUCCGCCUGUCCUCCUCGUCGCCAUCUGCCUUUCACAUCAAGGUGAACAGGAAGAGGAAGCUGUGCGGGGCAGGAGGGAACGGAGGGGUAGAUGUAGCCAUGAUGGGGAGGCUCAUCCCCCCAGGGUCUUCCAUCCCUGGGGAAGGUCGCCAGAGGACCGCAGCCAACGCGCGGGAGAGAGAUCGCACCAAUUCUGUCAACACAGCAUUCACAGCGCUGCGCACUCUCAUCCCCACCGAGCCUGCAGACAGGAAGCUGUCGAAGAUUGAGACGCUACGUUUGGCCAGCAGCUACAUCAGUCACCUGGGCAACGUCUUGCUCCUGGGCGAGGGGCUUCAUGACGGACAGCCGUGCCACGCUCCCUCACCACCAUUCUUCCACGUCAACUCCUCCCCCAACCGAGGAUCCGACCAGUCAGCUCAGCCAAAGCACAUCUGUACUUUCUGCCUCAGCAACCAGAGGAAAAUGAACAAGGACAGAGACAGGAAGACGGCCAUCAGAAGUUAACGAGGACACAAACUUCACCGAUGAAAUGCUCGUCACUCUGACAACGCUUUCAGUGAUCUCACCGUUACUGCAACUUGAAGACUUCUCAGACUUGACACAUUUCAGGCUUUUGAUGGACCUCUAUAGCACUUGCAGGACUUUUCAAGGAACUUAACCAACAUUUCUUUUUUUUUCUUACUUUUUAUAUUGCAUUACAAGAACUUUACACUUUUUAGAGUGUUUUCAAAUAUGUUUGAAUCACUUCUGAAAAGUUCCACAGUACUUUUAAAGGGCUUCCACAUGCUUAUCAAGACCAUGACGAACCUUUCAACAACAUUUAUAAGACUUUUUACUGUAUUGUUCAAAGACUCCGUGGCUCUUCAGUCAGAGUCUGAGGAACUUCUGGCACAUGAUCAAAAAACACACAGAGCCUAUGAAAGACAAAUAUGUAUUCAUCGAAAGCUGUGUGUUAUUAAUGUGUAAACUGAAAUAUAAAUGUAUAUUUAUGUGACAUAACAUUAUAUAAUGAAACUAUGUUAUUUAACCAGCAUUGACAAUUCAUGACAAAUUAUGUAUAAAAGGUAGAAAAUAUUGGCUAUUGACACAAUUUAUGGCAUUACAAAAAAACAUGCUGGAACCUUAGUGGUAUUGGUUAUUUCUAAUAAUCUAAAAAAUGUCCCAAUGCUGGAAAAUAACUCAAGAUGACCAAUAAAUUGUUUGUAUAU